Molecule: messenger RNA, 2579 nt
Organism: Archocentrus centrarchus (flier cichlid)
Lineage: Eukaryota; Metazoa; Chordata; Actinopteri; Cichliformes; Cichlidae
Gene: noazfp
Product: zinc finger protein 330
Exons: 10
Coding region: 183-1142 (319 amino acids)
Cellular component (GO): nucleus
Molecular function (GO): zinc ion binding
Source: RefSeq, a predicted model, not a curated record
CACUGGCGUGUAACAUUCAGGACCACCGGGGAAGUUGCUUCAUAGUCUAAAAGGCAUAUACAGACGGCUUGGAUGUGUUACAGUUUAAUAUAAAUUUAAUUUGCUUACAAGACACCAACAUACGCUGGAGCUGCUAGCCUACAGUGACCGCGUCAGUCUCGGAACUUUGCGGAGAACCAGAGAUGCCCAAAAAGAAAACUGGUGCCCGAAAAAAGGCUGAAAAUCGGAAGGAGCGAGAGAAGCAGAUACGAGCCAACAGGGAACAUGUCGACGUGGCCAAACACCCCUGCAACACCAACAUGGAAUGUGACAAAUGCCAGAGAAAACAGAAGAACAGAGCUUUCUGCUACUUCUGUAACUCUGUGCAGAAGCUGCCUCUCUGCGCACAGUGCGGUAAAACAAAAUGUAUGAAGUCAUCAGAUUGUGUCAUCAAACAUCCGGGGAUCCACAGCACUGGAAUGGGCAUGGUGGGUGCAGUGUGCGACUUCUGUGAAGCUUGGGUGUGCCAUGGUCGGAAAUGUCUGAGCACUCACGCCUGUUCAUGUCCUUUGACUGAUGCUGACUGCAUUGAGUGUGACCGCUGUGUCUGGGAUCAUGGAGGGCGAAUCUUCCGCUGUUCCUUCUGUCAAAACUUCUUGUGCGAGGAUGAUCAGUUUGAGCACCAGGCAAGCUGCCAGGUUCUUCAAGCAGAAACGUUCAAAUGUGUUUCCUGUAAUAAACUUGGACAACAUUCUUGUCUCCGCUGUAAGGCUUGUUACUGUGAUGAUCACACCAAGAGCAAGGUGUUCAAACAGGAGAAAGGAAAAAGUCCUCCAUGUCCCAAAUGUGGCCAUGAGACACAGGAGACCAAAGACCUCAGCAUGUCAACGCGCACUUUGAAGUUUGGUCGACAGGCCGGUGCCGAUGAUGACGACGGUUACUACGAUGGAGCGUCAGGGUACGAUGCCUACUGGAAGAAUGCAGCAUCUGGAGGAGGAGACCAACAAGACGACUACGGAGAGGAUGAUGACUAUGAGGAAGAUGAGUAUGAGGACGACGAUGACGAGGAAGAGGAGGAGGAGGAGGAAGAUGAUGAAGAUGGUGAACAGGAAACUGCGUCUGAGUCGCUGGCUGGUCUUAAAUUGGAUGGGACUGCUGCAUAACUGAUUGCGGAGCUGGUGCAGGUGGAGCACGCAGUCCUGUAACCCUGAAGAAUCCUCAAGAAAACUCUUCAAGAAUUUAGAGAAUUUAGAUGCAAAAGUCAGAGUGGAUAUCAAUACUAAAGCUGAUGUGGUAUUUAACUUUCCAUGUCUUACUCUGAAGAAGAUAAUUUAGUCUGUAUGUUUUUUUUUUUUUUAACAGUAUCCACAGGAGCUGUGUGGAGAUUAGAGGAAUAAAAUAAAAGACUCAAAUAUCAUCAGUUUGUUUAAACUGACCAGUUAAAUUAAAUACCUGCUAAGCUGAUGAACCUGACGACAGAAUUUUUGCUGGUGCUAAGAAAACUUUGCAGUUGUUAUACAUGGAUUUAAGUACCCAGCUUUCUCCUGUUUUUAUAGUCAGGGCUGGAUUAAGUUAUGAAACCGAUUCUGAGUCUGCAUUGAUUUUUUUUUUUUUUUUUUUUUUUUUAAUUUUUUUACACAGGAUGAAGGGCUGGUGUUUGUGUUUCCACACUGUAAAGGUUGUCACACUGUCAUGUUAAAGGUCACUGGUUUUCAACUGGAUGGAAACACAAGAUGGAAACACAAGAUGAUGGCAUACUGCUGCUGGUAGUGCAAAGCUCUUACACAUGAGAGGGUUGUUUCAGCAAGGGUAUCGGUUAUAAAAUUAUUGCCAAACUAAAUAUGUGGAUCCAACUGUUCUGGCUCAUAAACAAGAUGGCAGUUUGCUUAAUGCUCAAACAUAUUUUUAAAUUCUUAAGAUUUCUUCACUUCUUUGGAACAUAAGGGGCAAUGAAUAUAUAAAUCCUUAUCUGACAAGUACUCAUUCAGAUCUUAAGUAUCUGCCCAGAUUUUUCUUUACAAUCAGGGUCUAAUUGUUGCAUUUAGGACAAGAAUAUACUUCCAUGAUUGAUGAAUUCCACCUGAAUUGAUCAGAAAUGAAAAAGUGAAUCCAUCCAAAAUUGCAAAAUAUACAGUAAAUUGUCAAGAAGUUAAAAGUUUAAAAGCAUGGGCUUGUUUAAAAAAAAAAAAAAAAAAAAAAAGCCCUCAGUGAUUGGCUGUUUACUAGAAUUUGCCUCAAGCUUCAGCUGGAUGAGUUUUAUGUUCCUGUUUAUGGAAAGAUUCUUCAGCAUACUGACCAGUAUGCGUAUAUCCAAAACAAGUCUUUCUCCUUCAAGUUAAGCAACUAAUAAUAAACAUCUUCUAAUUAUAAGCAGUAGAUGGAAUGACUUCCCUAAAUCGAUAACAAAUUAGCAGCCAUUAAAGUCAGUUCUUCUGCGACUCGUUAUGAAUAAAAAAAAUGUAUCUGGCCUCUUUGCGCUGUAUAAUGAGUAUUGAUGUGCUGGAGAGCUUUUGGCAGUGUCUCAUUGCCAUGCCUCGUGCAACAGUGGUGUACUGAUCAUCGGAACAAACUGCAAUUGCUUUGACACGCUUGUGUAAAAA